Molecule: messenger RNA, 309 nt
Organism: Helobdella robusta
Lineage: Eukaryota; Metazoa; Annelida; Clitellata; Rhynchobdellida; Glossiphoniidae
Exons: 3
Coding region: 1-309 (102 amino acids)
Source: RefSeq, a predicted model, not a curated record
AUGUGCGAGCCCCCUAUGCCAUCUGUUCAAGUUGAUUCCAUAGUCCAAAAAGAAGACAACCAAGAUGUUUGGAAGAAGCCUUUAUCAAGUAAGCUACACAAGAAGUUCCAAGUUGCAUACUCAAAAAGAUUGAAAUCAAAAAACCCAAUAAAACCUGGUCCAUUAUUGGUUGAUUUGUCUGAUGCUGCUAUCAGGAAUGCCGUCCUCUUGGCAGCCAAAAAAUUGAGAGAAUUUGACAAAUUCAAAUCUGUUUACAUUAGUCCAGAUUUGACAGAAGCUGAAAGACAACUGGAUUAUAAAUUUAGUUAG